GAUGAGCGUACUACUGCCCAACAUGGCGGACUUUGACACUAUCUAUGAGCUGGAGGAGGAGGAAGAGGAAGAAGAGGAGCAGGAGGAGUCCGAGCCGGUGGUGCGGAGCCAGGAGCUGCCCCGGCCCCGCGAUGCGCCGGAUCCCGUAGCGGUACGGGGCGCCGGGCACAUCACCGUGUUUGGCUUGAGCAACAAGUUUGAUACAGAAUUUCCUUCUGUUCUGACAGGGAAGGUUGCCCCAGAAGAAUUCAAGACCAGCAUCAGUUGUGUGAAUGCAUGUUUAAGAAAGAAUCUCCCCAUCAAUGUAAAAUGGCUGCUCUGUGGCUGUCUGUGCUGCUGCUGCACACUGGGCUGUAGCCUGUGGCCUGUAGUUUGUCUUAACAAAAGAACUAGAAGAUCAAUUCAGAAGUUAUUAGAAUGGGAAAAUAACAGACUAUAUCAUAAGCUGGGUUUGCACUGGAAGCUGAGUAAAAGGAAAUGUGAAACCAGCAACAUGAUGGAAUAUGUAAUAUUAAUAGAGUUCUUACCAAAAUAUCCCAUAUUUCGACCUGACUGAGGAACAUCAUUUGAUCUUUCAUGUUACCUGUCAUUUUCUACCCUUAGUGCCUUGUAGAUGAUUUUGGAAAGAAGAUGGUCUACUUUGCUGUGACUUAAUAUUCUUCAGUAGAGUAUCUUCCUCGCUAUGUUACUUUCUUUUGUUAAGAAGAUAAAAAUUUGCACUUUUUUUAUGUUAAACGAGGCUUCUAUGUUGCACUCUGAAUUUUUAACAUUACCAAUAAUAGAGUUGCCACUAGGGGUCUAACAUCAGUGCUGCUUAAACUUGUUCUGAGCAUGCUGCCUUAUAAUUUCUGUAUUUGCUGUCCUCAAACAUGCAUCCUAAUGCUGUGUCAUAAUCUUCUUUCAUUCUGAAUGUUGCAAUCCUAGAAACCCUCAGUAGAAAUGUCCAGGUAAGCACCCAGUAGUAAUGAUUUUAGUAUAACCUGCUUGCAUAGGACUCGCAAUCAACAGCACUGGUUUUGUCCUGCACUUUGCAAAAUCAUCAUCUACAUUAGGGGGUUAAUUCUUUUACCCACUAUGGAUUUGUAAAUAGUUACUCUUUGCAUAAUGUAAAGUGUGGUAUCCCAAGGUUUACAGAAUGUAAUAUAGCUCUUAUUCUAUUGCCAACAGUCCAGUGUAGUUUUACUCAUUACUCUUGCUCGUAUCCCUCUGGUUGUAUAGACCCACUCACGUGCUUUUUUUUAUGGUAAAGCCAUAAGGAGUUUGUACAUAUUAUCAGAUGUGUAGGGCUCAGUUGCACUUUGUUUAGUAAAUGGAUGAAAAAUGCAUAGCAUUUCUGUCUUUUAUUUCAUGUUUUAAAGGAUUUCAGGUGGUGUUUGUAGCACCUGAAACAGGAAGCUUGAAUAUUGUUCACCUUUGGAAGAGCUGCAUUUGUGGGGUAGAUGGUGGCUGCUAAAUAUCCUAAAGCCCCUUUAAUUUAGAAAUAUAUGAAUGUCAAGUUUUGUUCUGUUUUGUUUAGAAGUGAGGAAAAAACGAAGUUUCAUAAUUGGAGAUCUUCAUUGCUAAGGAAAAACAUUUGGAACAGCCAAAUCAAAGCUGAAGUAACACUUUUGGUGUUUUCGUAGCUCUGAUAGUGCUUCAGCACUUGAGUGACAUGGCUUCCUUUUCAGUGGAAAUAGAUCUUAUCUAAAUGAGUAGCUGCCCAUCAAAUAUACUGAUGGAAGGAAGUGGAUCAGUUGGGAGGGUUCAUGCAUAUGUUUUCGUAUUCAGGCACAGUUUGAAGAGCCACAAGUGCCUUGUGGAAUUCAUAAAUAUUUUUGGAUUCUUCCCUGUUUGCCUGAUCUCAGGCAGGGAAGUAAUUGUAGAGAAGCUUCCUGUAAUGGUUGGCCUAAGCAAGACCACUUGGUAAUAGUAAGGAAAUGAAAAUUGAUGCAAGUUCCCUCCCUUUCCUAAAUUGAAAUAAGAAAUCCAACAAAACCCAGCAGAUGAGUAUCUGCACAUUGUGAUGAGUAUCUUCACAAUAGUCCAGGCAUUUCUUUGCAGCAGCUUGACUCCUCACCAUAUCAUCCCAAACUGCUUUUUAGUUUCAGGGUUACUUGGGAUUUCCUCUGAAUGUAUUUGCAACUUUUCCAGUAUGCAAUACUGUAUUAAAAUACAGUAUUUGUAAGAACUUUGCAUUCUAAUGACUGUCAUAGGGCAGACUUCUUGUACACAGUGUUUACAAGAGGCCAGUUUUAUGCAAGUUGUUACUUCAUAUCAAAUCCUGUGCUGUUCUUAUGUGCAGCUGAGGAGUGUCAGGCUCCAGCACUUGCAGUAGCUUCCAGUCACAGACUGAUGGUUCAGAUUCUGCAAUUUGUACACUUGCUGCAGCAGUUUCAUUUGACUGGCAGGUUGGUGACAGCUGUGUAAUUGCAUUUGUAACAUAAUGAAUGAAAAGCUGGUGUUUGAAUUUACUGUUAGCUACACCUCACAACUCAGAUUCCUAUCUCAGAACCAAGCAACGUUCUCUCCAAUUUCUUUUUUUUUAGGAUGAGUUGUUAACUGGAAGCUAAAUGUCAGGAGAAUGCCAUAUAAACCAAAACUGAAACAGCACACCCAGUUCUGUGUAUUUCCCUUACAAAAGUUUCUGGAGUAAGUGAUGGGAGCUUAGCUUCAUUAGCUGAACAGUGGAAGUUUCUUACUAUUAUGCCAGAACUUUGUUAUUUGCCUUUUGUGUGUAAGAAACUCAAGAAUUCUCAGGAGGUUCUUUAUGUAACUCUGUUUCAAAAUGUUCUUUUCCAACUGAGAGACCAGGCAAGCAGAAUAAGAGCUCUAAUAAUUGCCAGUGGUGAAUGCUGAGUGGUCUUCAGUCUUGCUGCUAACAGAAUCCCCUUCAGUCGGUGCUGACUUCACCAUAUUCAGAACUACUCAGCCUGAUUUGUCUUGUUUCUGUGAAGUGUUGUGCCAAGCUGAGGGAAUACCCUGAGCUACAGGAGCCCCUGGUCCCUCUGGGCUCUGCCCUGGCUACCCAAUGCUGUGAUAUGACUAGAGACCCAAGGCAGGACAAGGUGAUGGCUCAGCUUCCCCACCUGCAUCCCUUUGUCCCUGUCCAGUGGGCCCAGCCAUGUACUGCUCUGUCCACAGCAGGUUGUCUGUCAUUGGGUCUCUCCAGGGCACCACAAGGUGCUUAAGCACAGAAUGUUAGUUUUUAAAGUUUACAUUUCAAGUAUGUAAAUUCUGUAUGUUGUAUUUUAUUCUUAAUUGUUAACUGCAUAGUCUUCAAACAAUGAAAGGGUCUCUUCUUUAUGUUUUAAUAGACAUGUAAAUAUGUGGCCAUAAAGCAGCUGGUAAAGAAUAUGAGAGCUGAAACUGCCAUUUACAGUAAGCUCCAUGUUUUAGUAAGCAGAUAAAUUUGCAUUAAAAUGCAAAUUCAGCACACAGUAUUAUAUUUGCAUCUGAAAGACACACGUUCCAUAGCUCAUUUAAAAAGGAAGGCAGUUGUAAGUACUGCUGUGAACUCUGCACUUCUGCUCUGCCUACAGGGUCCUUUUUGCCUGGGCUAUCCUCAGCUUUGAAAAAUCAGCAGGUAAUUCUGUCUGACAAGACAGAAAAGCUCAUUGUUGACCAUAAGAAGUCAGCAUGAAUUGGUAAAUGUCUUUAUGAAGGAUGCUUUUUCAUUGGGGAAAGAAUCUGUGGCAACGUUAAGAUAUCAGUAUUAGUAAAGUGUAAUGGAAAUGAUAAAGAAAGUGCCUUGACUGGUUCCAGCAAAAGAGAACACAAUGUGCAGGGAGUAAGGAGAAAAGGGAACUAGUGUAACUAUCAGUAGUGUGAGUUUGCAGUGGAUUUUUAAAAGCAGUCACUGUCUACCAAAUCAAUGUUCAGUUUUUCAUAUCAACAUUCAGACACUAACUUUCCUUUCUGGAUUUUAUCUAGGAAAUAUUUGGGUUUGUAUCUAGUAAGUUUUGUAUCUAAAGAGUACUGAAGUAUUUAAGAACACUGGCAGAGCAUCAAAGGUGCUACCUGCUGAUUGCCCACCUACAUCUGUGAACUUGUUUUACCAUAGGAGGGAAAAAAAGUGUCCCAGGACGUAGAGAGACAGGUCUAGGAAGUGGGUUCAGAUGGGUGGCUUUAAAACAGAACACUUUUACUGAUGUGGUCUUGAUAAAUUAAAGUUUCUAUGCUUUCCUUGACAGGUACAAAACUCCACAUGCAAACCCAUAAGUAUGUUUAUGAUUGUCUCACUAUGACAGUUCACUACAUUUACUUGUUAAAAUGCUACCAUUGGAGCAAUAAAAAUGUCAAGUUAUUACUAUUCAAUGUAAAUUACUUAUCAUUUUAGUAAGCAAUGUUAUGUGAUUCUUCUGCCUUUUUUGUGUUCUGCUUUUGGUGUUCUUACGGUCUUGAAACAUGACUUGUACUGCUUCAAAAAAGUGGUUUUGUUUAAGCUGUAUGAAACUUUGUUCACUACAUUUUAAUCUUGUUUACAAGUAAACAGCCACUUUUGUAAUAGGACCUCACACUCGGACCACAUCUUGAGAAUUUUCUCAUUUUCUUUUCUUCCCUUUUUUAAAAUUAAAAUAAAACUCUGAGCUCGCUUUCUACAACUCACUGCACUGGCUUGUGCCAUUACAAGAAGCUGGAAGUCAGAUGUGCUUAAUCACUUUGAGAUGUUUUUCUUUAAUUAAAUUUCAAGAUGAAAACCUUGGA
Molecule: messenger RNA, 4683 nt
Organism: Melopsittacus undulatus (budgerigar)
Lineage: Eukaryota; Metazoa; Chordata; Aves; Psittaciformes; Psittaculidae
Gene: CHIC1
Product: cysteine rich hydrophobic domain 1
Exons: 6
Coding region: 2-556 (184 amino acids)
Source: RefSeq, a predicted model, not a curated record